Myxocyprinus asiaticus (Chinese sucker) is the source of this 4126-nucleotide messenger RNA. RefSeq names its product E3 ubiquitin-protein ligase TRIM9-like. Gene Ontology annotation, molecular function: zinc ion binding; protein binding. The record is from RefSeq and is a predicted model, not a curated record. The coding region runs from base 80 to 2290 and encodes 736 amino acids. Lineage: Eukaryota; Metazoa; Chordata; Actinopteri; Cypriniformes; Catostomidae. The transcript is spliced from 11 exons.
GGGAAGGCGACGCAUCCGUACGGAGCUGGCAUCGGUGGGAAUAUUUUACAUUCGUUUACAAGGAUCCAGCUCGAACAAGAUGGAUGAAAUGGAAGAGGAGUUAAAAUGCCCGGUGUGUGGCUCGUUUUUCCGUGAGCCCAUCAUUCUGCCCUGCUCGCAUAAUAUCUGCCUGGCCUGCGCCCGUAACAUCCUGGUGCAAACGCCCGACGCCGAAUCCCCUCAGAGCAGCCGCGCGUCCGGCUCCGGCGUGUCCGAUUAUGAUUACUUAGACCUGGAUAAGAUGAGCCUGUACAGCGAGGCGGACAGCGGCUACGGGUCUUACGGCGGUAUCGUGAGCGCACCGACCACCCCGUGCCAGAAAUCCCCCAACGGGGUGCGCGUUUUCCCCCCUACUGUCCCUCCCAAGCACCAAGCGCAGCACCACCUGCUGCCCUAUACCGGCGUCCUGCCGCCGGUCCCUCGCAAUUCCUGCCUCACCUGCCCGCAGUGCCACCGCAGCUUGACGCUCGACGACCGGGGGCUCCGGGGCUUCCCCAAGAACCGCGUGCUGGAGGAGGUAGUGGACCGGUACCAGCAGAACAAAGCGGCCGCGCUCAAGUGUCAACUGUGCGAGAAGAACCCCCGCGAGGCGACGAUGAUGUGCGAGCAGUGCGACGUGUUCUACUGCGACCCGUGCCGCCUCCGGUGCCACCCGCCUCGGGGUCCGCUGGCCAAGCACCGGCUCGUGCCGCCGGCGCAGGGCAGGAUCAGCCGCCGCGCAAGCCCACGGAAGAUCUCCACCUGCACCGAGCACGAGCUGGAGAACUUGAGUAUGUACUGCGUGCAGUGCAAGACCCCCGUGUGCUACCAGUGUCUGGAGGACGGCAAACACUCCACGCAUGAAGUCAAAGCACUAGGAGCCAUGUGGAAAUUCCACAAGGGCCAGCUUUCUCAAGCACUGAAUGUUCUGUCUGAUCGGGCCACAGAGGCCAAAGAGUUUCUUGUACUGCUCAGAAAUAUGGUACAACAUAUACAGGAGAAUGGAGUUGAGUUUGAAGCGUGUUUGGUUGCCCAAUGUGAUGCCCUGAUUGAAGCGCUCAACCGCAGGAAAGCUCAGCUGCUCAGCAGAGUAACCAAAGAGCACGAGCACAAACUCUCAGUUGUUCGUGAUCAGAUAUCUCACUGCACAGUGAAGUUGAGGCAGACCACAGGACUGAUGGAAUACUGUCUGGAGGUCAUCAAAGAGAACGACCCCAGCGGCUUUCUGCAGAUCUCAGAUGCUCUCAUAAGAAGGGUCCAUAUGACAGAGAAUCAAUGGGGGAAGGGCUCUCUGACCCCUCGCAUGAGCAGUGACUUUGACCUGACACUGGACAGUGGACCCCUGCUACAGACCAUACACCAGUUAGACUUUGUCCAGAUGAAGGUACCGGCUGCUCCUAUUCUUCAGUUAGAGGACUGCUGUACUCAAACCAACAGUGCGACUCUGUCGUGGAAGCAGCCACCCCUCUCCACCAUCGUUGUGGAUGGAUACAUUUUAGAAUUGGAUGAUGGGAAUGGAGGCCAGUUUAGAGAAGUAUAUGUUGGUAUAGAGACGAUCUGCACAGUGGACGGUCUGCACUUCAACAGCACUUAUAAGUCUCGUGUUAAAGCAUUUAACUCCAGUGGUGUCGGCCAGUACAGCAAAACACUUGUUAUGCAGACAUCCGAGAUUGCCUGGUUCACCUUUGACCCUGCAUCAGCCCACCCUGACAUCAUUUUAUCCAACGACAACCUCACGGUGACGUGUAACAGCUACGAUGACCGUGUCGUCAUGGGCAACACAGGAUUCUCUCGUGGUGUGCACUACUGGGAGAUGACAAUCGAUCGCUAUGACAACCACCCUGACCCUGCGUUUGGAAUUGCGCGGGUUGAUGUGAUGAAGGACAUGAUGCUGGGGAAGGAUGAUAAAGCCUGGGCCAUGUAUGUGGACAACAACCGCUCCUGGUUCAUGCAUAACAACUCACACACCAACCGGCCCCCAGUGAGCAAGCCAAAGGCGACUGUGGCAUGGAACACAAAACUCCAUAAGAUUACGGAUGGAGGAAUAAGUAAAGGAGUGACUGUGGGUGUGCUGCUGGAUUUCUCUCGUGGGAUUCUGUUGUUUUUGAUUAAUGAUGAGCAACAGGGACCCGUUGCCUUCAACACACUGGAGGGCAUGUACUACCCCGCCAUCAGCCUCAACCGCAACGUUCAGGUGACUCUUCAUUCUGGACUGCCUAUUCCGGAUUUUUAUACACCUGGAGAGUCUGAACCUGGAGGCUCAGUCUGCUGAAGAUUCCUUACACACAACUGACACACACUCAUAUACAAACACACAUGCACAGACAAGUGCACAUGGAUUCAGCUAUGAGUGCUUGGUGAGGGAAAAUGCUUCUGACAGUCAUUAAUGUGUUUUAACAGGGAUUAAGAGUGCUGAUAUGUAAAUGGACCUUAUACACUGAUUAGCCACAACAUUAAAACCACCUGCCUAAUAUUGUAUAGGUCCCCCUCGUGCCGCCAAAACAGCGGCAACCCGCAUCUCCAAAUAGCAUUCAGACAUGCUAUUCUUCUCACCACAAUUGUACAGAGUGGUUAUCUGAGUUACUGUAGACUUUGUCAGUUCGAACCAGUCUGGCCAUUCUCUGUUGACCUCUCUCAUCAACAAGACAUUUCCGUCCACAAAACUGCCGCUUACUAGAUGUUUUUUGUUUUUAGCACCAUUCUGAGUAAAUUCUAGAGUUGUGAGUGAAAAUCCCAGGAGAUCAGCAGUUACAGAAAUACUCAAACCAGUCCAUCUGGCACCAACAAUCAUCCAUGAGAUUAUCUAAUCAGCCAAUCAUGUGGCAGCAGUGCAGUGCAUAAAAUAAUGCAGAUACGGGUCAGGAGCUUCAGUUAAUCUUCACAUCAGACAUCAGAAUGGGGAAAAAAUGUGACCUCAGUGAUUUGGAGCAUGAAUGAUUGUUGGUGCCAAAUGCACAACAGUCUCUAGAAUUUACCUACACAAUAUUAGGCAGGUGGUUUUAAUGUUGUGGCUGAUCGGUGUAAAUGUGAAGGUUAGGUUCAGCCAAACCCUAACUUAAACCUAACAUUAACACUAACCUUGAUGUAUGUGAGGUAAAUUAAUAUUGCAAUAAUUUUCCUCUCUUUCUUACUCUUUUUCUAGAUAUUAUUAUAAUUAUGAUUAUGAUUAUUAUUAUUAUUGAUGUUGUUGUUGUUCUUUUAUGGAAAAGGUGCUCAUGGAUGUGAAUUCCCAUCUUACUGGAUCUUAACAGAUGUCUGUCUGUUGUUUCAUGAUAAAAUCCUCUGUGUGAAGUUAAGCUUAGAAAUAAGUUACUGGUGUGUUAGACCUUAGAGGAUGCAUUUUUAAACUGUUCUAAAAAUUUUAUGUUGCAUAUAAAGGUGUUCUAAUGGUGUCUUUAUAACGGCAGGUCAAAGUGAGGACAAAAACAAAUGUCUGAUUUCCAUCCUAUACGUACUAUAAACUCUGACUGUAUAUUACACCUCAGUUAAUGUUAGAUUCUUCCUAAACCGUAAACCUAAAUCCUAUCCCUAUCCAGUGCCGAAAAGGUACCACGAUCUCUGAGGCUCACCACUCCGCAGGGCCACUGCCAAUCCUCCGAGGGGGGUUGUGCACAUCUCUGUGUUUAUAUCACCAUCUCCCCCUGAAUGUGUUUACAUGUGCUUCUCCCACGAACGUCACCAGGGUAGAAUAGGGUUGCAAUUGUCCCGGGAGUUGGUGUCCCCAUUGCAGCCACGGGCCCGCUUAAUGCCUGUCCCUAUCUCUACAUUCUAUCUCUAACCACCGAAGAAUAUCCCUAAACCCAAGCCUUUUCCCUAAUCCCAAACCCUAUUUUGACAUUUUAACCAGAAAAAUUUACCACUAAACCCAAACACUGUUAACCCUUACCCAAACCAGAGGCAGUAUUAAAGAAACAUUCUAUCUGUAACGUCCCUUUUCUUUAUUGCGUCCGACCCCUAGGUGACGAAAUACUAUCUUAAGUGUUAAAUUAAGCUCUAACAAAUUCUAAGUUUAUAACUGAAAUCAUCAUGGUUACAAAACAGACCAGAUAGGACUGUCUCUGUAAUAUGGCCCCUGAUCUUUUUUUUUCUUUCUUUUUUUUUUUUUUUU